AUGCGUGUGCUUCGUCAAGGCGCUUAUCUGUGCCCUAAAGCGCUUCUAACAACCCACUUGAACUGUCCAUCUUCAUCAGCGCUGAUGGGAAUCUCACCGCAUAAACAGGCAUUCUUCAUUGUCGGCAAAAUUGUCUUCUUCACAACGGAUCGUUCGAAAGUAUCGAAGUGCGGUGGACGUUUCAAUAGUCCGAUCACUGCGAUUACAGUUGGGAAUUUAAGACACUCUGAUAAGGAUGAAGUGAUUGCGAUCUCGGCGGAUGGUCUGCUACAGUCAAUGUCAUUCCCAGUCUAUGAUGAGAAUACCCUCUAUCAACCGAGUAUUCUGUUCGAACAGUUUCUGAAUGCAAACAUUUGUGCAGCACAGAUAAUUGAUAUUGAUAAUGAUGGUCUUGAUGAAAUGGUUGUUAUUAUGACUGAUCGAGUUGUUCGAACAUAUCGUUUCAUUGAGGGUCGUUUGAGAACGUUGAAUAAAUGGGAAGUGCCAUCACAAAUUUAUGCGCUAUCCAUUGGUGCGACUCGAUGUGGUCGUAUUUACGCACUGCUUGGACAGCUUCAACAAAGGUAUGUUGUGAAAAUAGAAUUCGCGGAAAAGAAUUGCAUGAUACUGCCGCAAACAAUGUCACCAGAGAAUUUUCACAAUGAAUUGGAUAUACCAAUGAAUCCCGUACAAGUGACAUUGGUCGGGAAAGCUAUCAACAAAUUAUUCAUUGUUAAUCCAGAUUGUAAUACGGAGAAUGAAUUGAAGACUGUCGGCGGUGAUAUUGUAUGUGUUUCAACAACAACCCUAUCGAAUGGUAUACGUUUGAUUGUGACGGUCGAUAUGAAUGGAAUUUUGCUCGUAUAUGGCUGGAGAGACAAUCUGGUACCACAAUCUGCACCACUGGUUCGUUGUCAUAUUCUACCAGAUGUGCAGUAUUUAUCGACAAUAUCUGAUGAUUAUGAUGAUAAUAAGUUUUUUGUCGCAAUUUCAACCGUUUAUUGCAAGGUUGCAAUUUAUCAAAUUGAUAUUUCGUCGAUUGUUCAAAUCAAAAAACAUUAG
This is a messenger RNA of Anisakis simplex (herring worm), 1041 nucleotides long. The record is from the annotation of a GenBank genome assembly. Lineage: Eukaryota; Metazoa; Nematoda; Chromadorea; Rhabditida; Anisakidae.